AUGCUACUCUGUGGCAUCGUCAAUGAGCUCUCUAAGCCGUCUGACGACCCUGCACCUGAUGCUCUCUUGUCCUAUUUCUUCUGCCAAGCUACCGAUACCCGCAUCAACAAUGCAACUGCUGUACUGCGAGGCCUACUCUACUUGCUCGCUAAUCAGCAGCCAUCACUCAUCGCUCACAUAAGAAAAAAGUACGACCAUGCAGGAAACGCACUCUUCCAAGAUGUCAACGCAUGGAUCGCACUAUCAGCCAUUUUCAAAACAAUUUUAGAAGAUCUAAACUCGAGGCCUAUCUAUCUGAUCAUAGACGCCCUCGAUGAGUGUGUUUCCGGGUUGGAACAACUCUUGGGUUUCAUUAAAGAGAACGCCCCGACCUCGCGUCAGGUCAAAUGGAUUGUAUCCAGCCGGAAUUGGCCCAGCAUUGAUCGCCACUUAACUCCGUCUACUAACGCUUCCGGUGCGAAACUGAGUCUUGAAAUCAACUCCGAUCUUGUGUCUCGAGCCGUCGACGAAUAUAUUCGUCACAAAAUAUCAACUCUACGCUCUCUGGAAGGCGACGAGGAACUCCGGGGUGAAGUGUGCGAGAAAAUGCGCCGGAAAGCCAAUGGCACAUUUCUCUGGGUAGCCCUCGUUUUGAAAGAGCUUCAGCAACUCGAUAGCGAUUACGACGAUCCCUUAGAGAUCCUUGAGGUCGUUGAUGCAAUCCCUAGCGGCUUGACGGAGCUGUAUACGCGAAUGGUUCAACACAUUUCGCAAUAUGACGGCAGGGAGCAAGAGCGAUGUCGGACCAUCCUCUCUAUCGCAACUUUAGCCUACCGGCCGCUUCACUUACUCGAAUUAUCUGUACUCGCUGGGUUCAAAGGGAAUCUAAUUGAUCCUGGUGCCUUAGAGAGACUAGUAAAUAAGUGCGGCUCCUUCCUGACCAUUCGUAACAGCACGAUUUAUUUCGUCCAUCAGUCGGCAAAAGACCACUUGAGCAACGAGGCAUCUGAUGAAAUCUUUCCCCUCGGCCCUGAAGCCGUCCACUACUCGAUCUUCGAGCGCUCAGUGGAUGCUUUGAUGAAAGGCAACACGUUGCGACGGAACAUCUAUGAUAUAGAUGAGCUUGGCCUGUUAAUAGAGCACGUUGUCACACCGGAUCCGGAUCCCUUGAUUGGGGUACGGUACUCCUGCGUGCAGUGGAUAAAUCACCUCGGCGAAGCAAACAGGGAUAAUGGUAGUAAUCGUGAUCAACCUACUAUUGAUAAGGAUGAGCGCAUCCCUCGCUUCUUCGAGACGUAUUUCCUCUAUUGGCUAGAAGCUUCGAGCCUCUUAAAGGCUAUGCCGGAUGCCGUCCGCUCAGUGAUCCGGCUUGAAAAUUUGAUCAUGGAGCAAUCACCGCCAUCUAAUCUCCUUCAUCUAGUAUAUGACGCACGUCGGUUCAUCCUUCACAACAUAUGGGUGAUAGAGAACGCCCCGCUCCAAACCUAUCUAUCGGCAUUGAUAUUUAGCCCGACCCAAAGUACUAUAAGAAAGGGUUUCAAAACGGAAGAGCCUCACUGGAUAAGGAUUAACCCUGCUAUGGAAGGUGACUGGAGUCCCUGCCUUCAAACGCUCAGCGGUCACCACACAGAAGUGUUCUCAGUAGCGUUGUCUAGUGAUGCGAAGCUUAUAGCAUCCGGGGCUGCAGACAAAACCAUUAAAAUCUGGGAUACCACAACUGGCCAUGAGAUGCGAACACUCUCUGGCCAUCAUGGUUGGAUCACAUCUGUGGCAUUCUCUAGCGAUACGAAGCUUAUAGUAUCCGGGUCUUAUGAUAACACCAUCAAGAUCUGGGAUACCAUGACUGGCUAUGAGGUGCGGACACUCACUGGUCAUGAUCAACCGAUCACAUCGGUGGCAUUGUCUAGCGAUGCGAAGCUUAUAGUAUCCGGGUCUGGUGAUUACACCGUCAAUAUCUGGGAUACUAUGACUGGCUAUAAGGUGCGGACACUCACUGGCCAUAAUCAACCGAUCACAUCGGUGGCAUUAUCUAGUGAUAUGAAGCUUAUAGUAUCCGGGUCUACUGAUAAAACCAUCAAGAUCUGGGAUACCAUGACUGGCUAUGAGGUGCGGACACUCGCUGGCCAUUAUGGUCUGGUCACAUCGGUGGCAUUAUCUUGUGAUAUGAAGCUUAUAGUAUCCGGGUCUUAUGAUAACACCAUCAAGAUCUGGAAUACCAUGACUGGCUAUGAAGUGCGGACACUCACUGGCCAUAAUCAACCGAUCACAUCGGUGGCAUUAUCCAGCGAUGCGAAGCUUAUAGUAUCCGGGUCUAAUGAUAAAACCAUCAAGAUCUGGGAUACCGCGACUGGCUAUGAGGUGCGGACACUCGCUGGCCAUUAUGGUCUGGUCACAUCGGUGGCAUUCUCUCGUGAUGCGAAGCUUAUAGUAUCCGGGUCUGAUGAUUACACCAUCAAGAUCUGGGAUACUGUGACUGGCUAUGAGGUUCGGACACGGCCUGAGUAUGGUGACAUGCUUAUGCCAGCGGCGUUCUCUAGCGAUGCAAAGCUUAUAGCAUUUAUGACUAUGGAUGGGAAAAUCAAGAUCUGGGAUACUAUAACCUGCUCGUUCUCUAGCGAUGCGAAGCUUAUACUAUCUGGGACUCUUGAUGGGAAAAUCAAGGUCCAGGAUACUAUGACCGGCCAUGAGGUGCAGACACUGGCUGGCCAUGGUGCCCAAGCCAUAUCAGCGGCAUUCUCUAGCGAUACGAAGCUUAUAGUAUGCGCAUCUGAGACUGGAACUAUGACGAUCUGGGAUACCGUGACCGGCCAUGAGGAGAUUCUGAUCUCGAUCGGGCCCUAUAUCAUCUCGCUCCACGAGGAGCGCGCCCGUCUUGAAGAGUUCAUCGACUCCAUUCAUUAUUCAGCUCGGUAUUCCGACAGCGAGUACGAGUAUCGCCAUGUUCAGCUCCCAAAAGCCAUGCUCAAAGUGAUCCCGAAGGACUACCACGACACGAGCAAAGGCACGCUGAAGCUACUCUGGGAGGAGGAAUGGCGUGCUAUCGGCAUCACGCAGAGUCUCGGUUGGGAGCACUACGAAGUCCACGAACCCGAGCCCCAUAUCUUACUUUUUAAGUGA
Messenger RNA from Parascedosporium putredinis, 3096 nucleotides. Lineage: Eukaryota; Fungi; Ascomycota; Sordariomycetes; Microascales; Microascaceae. The record is from the annotation of a GenBank genome assembly.